AUGACAGCCAAACUUCACGAGGUUCCAGCCGAGAUCCUGGCUUGCAUUGCAGAUGAGCUAGACAUCGAGGACUAUGGCAACCUGCGUCUUGCCAGCAAACAGAUCCACGAUUACACAUUCCCAUACUUCGCGAAGAAGUUUUUCAGCCGCCGGAAAUUCUUCCGCAGCUACCUGAGCCUCAGCACACUACUAUCCAUCUCCGAAUCGCGCCUGAACCCCUAUCUCGAGACGCUCGUUCUCGGCACAGAGCUACUCGAGUUCGGCGCCCCGAGUGACGCACCAAAUGUCUCCAAUGAGGCGUACGCCCAAGCAUACGCGGACCAGACGAGCAUCAUAGGCUCCGGAUGGGAUCGCGACACACUGAUUAACGCAAUGCGGAACCUCCCCAAUCUCAAGGGCGUGGCGGUCGAGUCCUUUGACGAUCGUGAGGUCUGGGACUUUGACACCAACAGCCCGAACUCGGUCAUCGACGGUGGAUACGGUCUCAAGACACUACUGAGGAAUCUCGGAUACGAGGCGGGCAGGCCGCCUCACCAAUCGUCGCCAGUCUCUCAGUGGGUCAUGGCCGUGCAAACGCUCCUGGGCGCCGUGGCAAAGGCCGGUGCGAAGCCCAAGAGCCUCAGUAUAACAGGGAAAAUCCUCAACAGGUCAUAUAUCAACUCUGAUGAUCUGGGUAUCGACGACGACGCGUUCAACAUCCCAACCUUUAUGCAGCAAACUCUGGUGCCGGUCAUCGAGGGGCUGGAGGAGCUCGAUUUCGACGUAUACAACAGACUGCUCUACCCCUCGCCCGAGGACCCUUCAACUUGCAGGACAUGUCAUCUACGCCGGUUCCUAGGCCUGCCAAAGAACCUGCGGAAGUUGCGGAUCGCGCGGCUCACGGGCGGCAUGACGGCCCUCGAGAACCCGGAGGAAAGGGGCGGGUUCUGGACAUGGCUGGGAUGGAGCCCAAAGGGCAAGGAGAAGGCGGUGUCUGAAGACAGCGAAGGUGACAACGGCGAGACUUAUCAGUGGAAUGUCACCCCCGAAAAUACAACUAACCCGCUGAUCUCGCCGCCGCCGAUCGCCCUGCCCAACCUUCGCGAGCUCCAUCUCGCCAACCAGGACAUCUUGUCCACGAACCUGACCCGCCUGCUGAGGAAGGUGGCGCCCACUCUGGUCAAGUUGGACCUGCACGAGCUCAUCCUGCGCGACCGGGUCGCCGAGGUGGAGGCAGCGGCCGCGGCGGUGGAGCCCGGCGAGGACGACGAGCCCGUCGACGACGUGCGGACCGAGGUCGACCUGUGGAUCGCUCUGUGCACCAAUCUCGCCGCGAUGCCGUGCGAUGAGCUGCGCGAGGUUAACAUCAGCGGCUUUGGCGGCCUAGGUGACUGGCACUUGUCAAAGUUUGGUGGCUCCUUGACAGCACCGGACUCGGUGUUCUUCAGGGUGCUGAAGAUUGUCGGGGAGAAUUGUUACGAUGGGCGCGCAGAGUUUUCUUACAAAGGACCUAAUGCUCGGGAGGCACUGGGGCGGUUGGCGGCGGACUUGCGUGCUGCUGUUAGGGACGGACGGCAUGUGUUUGUUGCUGAGCCCGGGAAGAGGAGAAAUAGUUUCUGA
Diaporthe amygdali is the source of this 1599-nucleotide messenger RNA. Its product is annotated as f-box domain-containing protein. The coding region runs from base 1 to 1599 and encodes 532 amino acids. The transcript has a single exon. The record is from RefSeq and is a predicted model, not a curated record. NCBI's taxonomy places the organism in Eukaryota, Fungi, Ascomycota, Sordariomycetes, Diaporthales, Diaporthaceae.